Penicillium taxi is the source of this 786-nucleotide messenger RNA. RefSeq names its product ESCRT-II subunit protein SNF8. The transcript is spliced from 2 exons. Gene Ontology annotation, cellular component: ESCRT II complex. The coding region runs from base 1 to 786 and encodes 261 amino acids. NCBI's taxonomy places the organism in Eukaryota, Fungi, Ascomycota, Eurotiomycetes, Eurotiales, Aspergillaceae. Gene Ontology annotation, biological process: protein transport to vacuole involved in ubiquitin-dependent protein catabolic process via the multivesicular body sorting pathway. The record is from RefSeq and is a predicted model, not a curated record.
AUGUCGCGACGUGGAGUUGGCCUCGGGGCCUUUACAAAUCGCAUCCAGGCCACUCAAUCUUACGCCAACCAUGGCGCCAACCUUCGGUCUGCGCACUUGGCAUCCCUCCAAACCCAGCUCUCCGUCUUCCAGUCCCUACUGCACACGUUCGCCUUAGAGCAUAGUUCCACUAUCAAGGACAAUCCAACCUUCCGCGCAGAGUUCGCACGCAUGUGUAAUACCAUCGGGGUUGACCCUCUGGCAGCUAGCAAUAUCAAGGGCAAGAAUGGCCGCCGUGGGCUCGGUGAAGGGGGCAGCUUCUGGACCCAGAUCUUGGGCGGGGAUAUGAACGAUUUCUACUUUGAAGUUGCGGUCCGAGUAGUGGAACUGUGCCGGGAAACACGCAGCGAGAAUGGAGGAUUGAUAGGUGUGGAAGAGUGCCAGAAGCGAGUAGGCAAAGGGAAGGCGAUCGGAAGUGGAUUAGAGGUUUCAGAGGACGAUAUUCUCCGCGCUGUUAGAUCACUGGAACCCCUGGGUUCUGGCUUUUCUAUUGUUCAUGUUGGGACAAAACAAUUCAUUCGGUCCAUUCCGAAGGAGCUGAACACAGAUCAAUCCACUGUUCUCGAGGCCAUUCAGGUCCUUGGGUUUGUGAGCGUAUCAAUGCUUUGCCUGAAUCUCAACUGGGAAAAGGCUCGAGCUCAGACGGUCAUCGACGAUCUACUCACCGAUGGUCUCGUGUGGCUGGAUUCUCAAGGAUCGGAGAAGGAGUACUGGUCCCCUCAAGGUCUUCUGGAUGAUACUGGAUGA